AACUGGACUAUUUGUGUCAGGAUUAUCUAGUAGGUGUCCUGCGAAAUUUUAACUGUGGUCGGAUACCGUUAAAUUGGUUGGAUGCAAAUUUUCAGAAUUUAAGUGAGGACGCCUCAGAGGAUCAAGUUAAAAAGUAUGCACGGGCAUGCAUACUGCAGCUGAUAGGAGGGUUGCUGAUGCCGAAAAAAUCGCGCAACCAAGUUCACUGUAUGUGGUUGCGGCAUCUUGGCGAUUUUUAUCUGGCCGGAUCACUGAGUUAGGGCUCGAUAGUUUUGGCAUUCCUGUAUAGGAAAAUGUGUCGAGCGACUGACUACAGGAAAAAUGCUAUCGGCGGAUGUUUCCUUCUGCUGCAGUCUUGGGCAUGAUAUCGCUUGCCCUUUUUAUAUCUUGUUGUGAAGAAGCCGUUCGUAUUCCUGCUAAUAUUGAGGAAAAAUCAUCGAAUCUACUUGAUGAAUUAGAAAUAAUCAGGUUACUAAUCGAUCAGAAGGUUGACACAAAUUUUGAAUGGGCUCCUUAUUGUAAGGAUGAUAUGAGGAUGUGCAUCCCACCUGAGUUAAGGGGCCCGUUUGAUGUUUGGAUGGCGGUGGUCCCUCUGAUUUGUUAUGCGAUUGUCGAGUGGCACCUCACUGAUCGCUUGCUCCGGUAAUUUGGUUUUUUACAACCAAUUCUGGAAGCACCUAGAAAUAUGGACUAAUUGUAUAACACAGAUCAACGAGGCAAGACAGAUAUAGAUUGGCUAGUGAAACAUUAUGAGUGAGUCUUGAUAUGGGAAGAUCGACAUCGGCGCAUUCCCCAUAGAGAACCCAUUUACGUUGACGAUUUGACGGUUGCAGAUGGGUAUUAUGAGUGGUUCAAUAGUAAUGGGAUACCGUUUCUGUUUUUCGAGGAUGCACGAGGAGGGAGCAUUCAUCGACGCCGAUAGAGACGUGCACCGUCACAACCCCAUAAUCCCCCAACUCGUGGACGGAGAGUAGGUGCUUCCGGUUCGUCUUCAGCUACACCACCAGAACCUUCACAACAAUCACCAUCUGUAACGACGUACACUUCGCAACCAUAUCUGAUGCUGCCACUGCCUUUCCCUUACCAGUUGCCACCGCCUCCACCGUCACAGAGUUAUGUGACCCCUCCUAGAGGAUAUUAUGGUUUUAUAUUUGUAGAUCUGACUUAGGGUUCAUAUACUGGUUAUUUGGCGGGUGCAGCCUCACCACCGAUGGUCGCCGCACAGACAUCUCUUGUACAGUUUUCUCACUCAUCGAUGUAUGUGUUUUCUGAGUUUUCCUAGUUUUCUAUGAGCGGUGGGAUAGUCAGUCAUACACCUCCAGGGUCCUUAUUCUACAGAGGUGCUACACCGUCAUCAGUUUCUCAUAAACAAAAUGUAUAUACUCGUGAUGACGAAGACAAUGAUGAUGGUGGUGAUGAUGAUGACAGUGAGGAGUAAGAACCAGUUAUAUGAAGAACUCUUCCUCGAGACAGACAACCACCGCACUACAGAACACAU
This is a messenger RNA of Hibiscus syriacus, 1498 nucleotides long. RefSeq names its product serine/threonine-protein phosphatase 7 long form homolog. The transcript is spliced from 3 exons. The coding region runs from base 335 to 646 and encodes 103 amino acids. Lineage: Eukaryota; Viridiplantae; Streptophyta; Magnoliopsida; Malvales; Malvaceae. The record is from RefSeq and is a predicted model, not a curated record.